AUGUACUGGUCCUUGGACAUACUGCCGUUGCCUCCUAUUGUUGAGCUUGGCGUCCACUCAUUGAGCGGCCUUCUGUGGACACUACUGCUGUUGUUCCUGUGGCACUGUUAUCGGAUUGGCUCCGACCUUCCGAUGGCGGUUCAUGCCCACGGGGCAAAGAUGGGUUCAAUAAGGUCUGCGAGGUCUCUUGGCGGAACCUGGCCAAGGACAAAGUAUAAAGCACAGUCUAAGCUUUACAGAAGUGAUCAAAAGAAAAUGUUUAUAAGCAUGGAAACAGAAGAAGAUGAGGAGGAACAAGACUACCUCACCCCAGUGCUGAGACAUGCCAAGUUCCCGUCGCAGGCAUCUGCUCAGGCCAAAAAACUGUACUCAGCCCUGCAAGAGUAUGCCAAACGCUACAGCUGGGUGGGAAUGGGCCGCAUUCAUAAAGGCCUUCGUGAGCAGAUCAAGCUGAAUGAUCACUCAACUAUACAGAAGCCACAUCUUUUCUUCCUGCCAGAUGUUUUAAGUGUUCCUUUUUUCCCACGCGAUGCCCAUCGACAUGAUAUCGAAGUCUUGGAAACAAAUUACCCUGUAAUCUUGGCUGAGUUUCAGGCCGUUUACAAAAGAGGCAUUGACACCAAAUUCGGCUGGACCGGAAUGGGAUCAAAGGGCCAGGCAGUAUUUCCACUGUACAGUGCAGGUGUGUACGUGGCAGCCAACUGUCGCUCCUGUCCUUGCACGUACCGGACACUGCUGUCCCUCCGCACAUUUAUCAGCAGCAACUCCUUAGGAUCGGCUGGAUUUUGGUUGCUGGGACCUGGCGCUGCAUUGGGGAGCUCUUAUGGACCCACUAAUACCCGGCUUCGCUGUCAUCUAGGUCUGCAAACUCCCCCUCUGUGUGAACUAGUUGUCGGAGGGGAGCCUCAGUGCUGGUCUGAGGGACACUGCCUGCUAGUUGAUGACUCGUUCCUUCACACAGUCGCACAUAAAGGCCCCCCAGAAUCUGGCCCUCGAGUGAUUCUCUGUGUAGACGUCUGGCAUCCCAAUGUGGCUGCGGCUGAGAGACAAGCGCUGGACUUCAUGUUUAGUCCUGAUCUCUGA
Nerophis lumbriciformis (worm pipefish) is the source of this 1083-nucleotide messenger RNA. Lineage: Eukaryota; Metazoa; Chordata; Actinopteri; Syngnathiformes; Syngnathidae. The record is from RefSeq and is a predicted model, not a curated record.